Ixodes scapularis (black-legged tick) is the source of this 861-nucleotide messenger RNA. RefSeq names its product E3 SUMO-protein ligase PIAS3-like. Bases 1 to 861 code for a protein of 286 amino acids. The transcript has a single exon. Gene Ontology annotation, molecular function: SUMO ligase activity; zinc ion binding; transcription coregulator activity. The record is from RefSeq and is a predicted model, not a curated record. Gene Ontology annotation, biological process: regulation of transcription by RNA polymerase II; protein sumoylation. NCBI's taxonomy places the organism in Eukaryota, Metazoa, Arthropoda, Arachnida, Ixodida, Ixodidae.
AUGCUUCCUCUACAGCCCUUCUACGCGCCAGUCUACACCGACGUUCGUUGCUUGCAAGUUGGUUACGGCGGCAGGAAUUACAGGUGCCGACUCCUGCCGAAGCAUCUUGACGCUGACCGCGAAAGAAGACGAGUCCUCCUUGUCUUCAACAAUUUCCCGGAGCCCGAGUGCAAGCACGACGAAAUGACGGUAACCCUCAAGAUCAACGACGCCAAGUUCUUCGGCGUGCCUCUGAAGAUGCUCGACAUCACGGGGCACGUCUCUGCCGCAGUGAACAACAUCCGCAUCGAGGACUUCAGCGUACCCGACGGGUUAUACAUCACGGUUCACGUCGUCGACAAGACACCAGAGCACGAAUUGGUUCGGUGGGGUGAGGACGUUCGUCUGAAGGGAAUGGACAACGUGGCCGCUGCACAGGAGUGGGUGACGGAGGCGGUUGGGGAUGAAAACACUGUCGUUGACUUCAUUACGCUGUCCCUUACCUGUCCUUUGUCGAAGACUAGGCUUAAGGUGCCGUGCCGCGGUGCCAGAUGUUCCCACGCCCAGACCUUUGACGCGAUGGCCUACCUCGAGUUAAACGAAAGCACCCUCCGGCCGUUGUGGCGCUGUCCAGUGUGCAAUCGAAGCAUCAAGGUAGAAGAGCUGAGGAUCGACCUGCUUGUACUCGAGAUUCUGGGUCGCCUUGGCUCUUUCUGUGGCGCCGUAGAAAUAUUCCCGGAUGGCAGGUGGACACCUGUUGUGAAACCUAUCGACGUCAUCCUGAUCGACGAUAGCCCCGUGAAACCGCCCGACGUCGACCGAAAUCGGAACAUUUCAGUGAUUAACCUGGCAUCGGACACUUCUUCGAAUGAAGAUGACUGA